GUGAAAUUAUUUCUCUGCUAGGAAUAUGCUUUACAGUAAAAAAGAUCUUUUGUUAAAUUCGAUUAUACCGUUGAUAAAUUCGUCAGUAACUUGCUGGCGUGCGUCGAGAAACACUGGCAAUAUUUAAUGACAGGACAGAAGUGAUGCUACACCGCAGAGAUGCUAGCGCCAUCGUGAGGCAAAUGACUGCAACAGUGUUUUAUUUACAAAAACAAUUAAUUUCUCAGGGAAAAUGUCAAACUAAAGAAACCCAUCUGUUGUGACAAACAAAGUUGUUUGUCAGCAGGCCUGAAAGUAUACCUUCAUAAUCAGUGACCGUAUGGGGAAAAAACCCCGCAAAAAACUCAUGAACAUGAGUGAUUCAGUGGUAUUUACAGAUUCUUCUGAAUGUCUGCUGGAGUAUUUAACCAUUUCUUUUUCAUUUAAAAUCCUAUAGCUUACAUCGUUGGUAAUCUAGCAGUCAUUUUGCAGUGUAUAGAAUUUUGUUUUGAUAUUUGUCACAAUGUCCUUAUAAGGUAGAUUCCUAUAGUUUUUAUACUUUUUUUUUUGCCAUGUACUUACAGAAACUAGAUAUCUACAUGAUUUAGACAUUUUUUGACAGGACAAAUUCAAAAUGUCGGCUGUUAAUCGGGAGAAGGGCAGAGAGAAUUCUUUGAGGGUGAAGGUGAAACGUUUCAAGUGCAAUUUCUGUGACAAGGCUUUCUCAACUGCUAGCAACAUGCGAGAACAUCAGAGGACCCACACUGGAGAAAGGCCUUACAAAUGUGAGUUUUGUGGAAAGACAUUUGCACAAUCAAGCACACACUCCAAACAUGUCCAGAUCCACAGAAAAAAGGCAUUACUGAAAAAAUCGAAGAGUCCAUCACAGCUCGACACUGAUCUAUCGACUGAUGAGUUGCAGCUGGGUAGAAUUUCAAUUCCUUCCACAUCAUUUGACACAGCAGCUCAUUUAUCUGCUGAUGAACAUUCUUCAGACCAGUAUACAACUGUGAUUGGGGAUGUAGAUUCUGAUGUUGAUGUAAUCCAUGACCAUAGAGCGACUCCUGUCUGUGAUAGUGUUGAGAGUGCUGCUAUUGUACCUAAUGUUGUUAACAAUGACCAAAUUCAACCAUUUCUGUCCUAUUCCCAAUUACCAGAAGUAUCAGAUAAAGAUUAUGUAAAACCAGUUAUUACAGGAAUUUUUAAGAAUUUAGCUUGUGAAGUGAUGCCCAAGACUCCUCCUCUCAUUGAAUCCAGCGUGUGGAAUGCAAAUGAGCAGAUAAGGAAUGGAGACAUAAUAUACAGCAAUUCUGAAUUGAGUAUAUAUCCCCAGGGCUCAGAAACCAAAUUGAAGUCAUUUGGCAAAUUUUCUGAGGGAAAUUUGGCAAAUGACUUAGCUGAAAAUCUAGAACCUUCUAGAACAUUUGAAGAGUCCCAAUCAAGAGAUUUUGUAACGAUAUCACAUAACGGAAGCAAUGAGGUUAUCAACAUUGAUGAUCAGGAAGAUGAAGAUGACAGCCAAGAUAGUUUACCAUCAAAAUCUUUUGAUGUCUGGACAAACUCUGCUGGCUCAGUUGCAGGUUAUUCUUUGGAAAAAUCCUACAAAUGUACAUUUUGUAAUGAAAAUUUUGUUUCUGCUGAAGAAAUGGAGGAACACAUACAGUGUCACUUGACGGAGAAAGUGUUUAAAUGCUGUAUUUGUUAUCGUGAAUUCAACAAGUCUUUCUCACUUUUACAACACAUACAAAGCCAUAACACAGAAGAAAAGUUAAGUUCCGUUAGGCCGAGCAAAUUGAUGCUAAGUCCAUCUGGUCAAUACGAAGUGAUUGACAUUCAGGAAGGCAGCCGUCAGAAGAUUUUGGAAUCAGAUAGUCCAUAUGGUGCCUCUGCAAAAAGGACAGUGAAGUCUGUUAAUGCCAGAAUGCAGUACCUUGAAAGAGACUACAGAUCAAACAAUCAGCAACAUAAUUUAAAUGAUCCUGUUUCCAGCAGCAGUCUAGACAAUUCCAACAGUUCAUCAUUUGUGGCCCUCACAUUUGGGGACGCUGAACAUUCUUCACAUAUUGAUCUAACUCAAAAUAGUGAUGAGCCUGUCAGACAGUUGGAAGACGCUUAUGACAGUGAUGACGACGACAUUAACCAAGAUGUCAUUUUGAUAGAGCCUGAUUUUCCAAAGAAAGAGACAAAGAUCGUGUCAAAAGACAGGACUUUGAUGCAGGAGGAACCGUCAGACAGUUCUUCUGAGAAACUGAAUUAUUUUGAUAGUUACUUUGCUCUGGGAGUACAUGAAUCAGGAGGUAGUAGCAAUAAAUCCUUGAAAGUGGAAGAAAGUGGCAGCACCGACUACUUGCAUUCACCGUUUCCUGACCAGUUGAUCAAGAAUUAUAGUGGUUGCUCAAAAGGAGGUAUUGUGACAAGUCAACGGAAACAUAGGCAACAGUUUGCCAGUAGGAGAAACCCAUUAAAAGUUGCAUGCAUGUUGUGUCCACGGAGGUUUUCGACUGCUAGUAACAUGCGUGAACAUAUGAGAACACAUACUGGUGAAAGACCUUUUGUUUGUAAAAUCUGCCACAAAAGUUUUGCUCAGUCCAGCACACAUUCUAAACACGUUCUCACUCAUACAAAGAGUAAGAUGUUCUGCUGUAAUUUAUGUGAUAAAACCUUCACAAGAGCUAAUAACUACAAAAAGCAUUUACAGAAACAUAGUGCAAAAGAGAUUGCUGAACAGCUAGAGUCUAGCCCAGUGGGUUCCUCUAGUGAUGGAACAUCUAAAGGGAUGGGUAUUUGCUCUGAGUUUUUAAGAAAUCUGCUAAAGAAAAAGAAUGAAAUUGAUCGAAGUAACACGUCCCCUUUGUCUAAUUCUAGUGACUUGUCCCAUAUUGCAGCAAACAGUUUAGAGAAGGAAGCCAAAGUUCAGUUGAAAAAGAAGGAUUUGCAACCAAGAUUUUCAACUGGAAGGGAAGACCAAAUGUACCAAAGUUAUUCUUUCUCAAAUAAAGGAGGGAGAAAAACCAUCUUUAACAAAUGUCGUAAGCGAAAACUAUCACCAGGGGUUAAUCAUCCAGCGACUGUGCAAGACCAGCAGCAGGAACUGAUUGUAGGGGAGAACUUAACUGAUGUUGUUGAUCACAGCAUUCAUAAAAGUAAGUUGACAUCCCUGAAAAGCACAGUUGAAGAACUGCUGAAGACCAACCGUAACAGCUCUAGAGAGACUCAAGUGCUGUUGCCAUCCAACCCGAGUAAAAAAUAUUCACAACGUAAAAGAGUGUCGAAAUACAUUCAGAAACUAAAGAACUACCACCCCCAUCGCUGUCUCUACUGUCCUCGAACAUUCUCCACUUCUGGUAACAUGAAGGAACACAUGCGAACACAUACAGGCGAGAAACCUUAUGAGUGUGAAAUCUGCCACCGAAAAUUUGCUCAGUCAAGCACUCAUUCUAAGCAUGUUCUAACUCACUCUCACAAAGAACAGCUUACUUGUACAUUUUGUUCAAAAUCUUUCACCCACCCUGGGCCUCUAAAAUAUCACAUGUUUCAAUGUUAUAAAAUAAAUUAUAUGAAGAAAACAAAAAGCAGACAUCUAUCUUCAUUAAUAGGUGGAUCAUCAUCUUCUAAAAAACAGUCAGCAGAUAAGGAAACCAACUCUGUAGUUGGUUCAAAUUCAAGUUCUUCGGAUGGUGAACAGCCAGUGAAAUUUGAUACUUUUCAUAAAAAUGAUGAUGACAGCACCGAGCAAUUACUUCCAAGAAAUGCCGAAAACGAUCCUGACACUCCUUCUGCAACUUUUGUGGACAGUGAAAAUAUUUCUAAAAUAUCUAAGAAUAUAGAUUUACAAACAUCAAAUGUUUCAAAGGAUCUUAUUAAAAAACUCCCAGAAACGUUUAGAUUGUUAACUAAGCAAUGCAAUGAUUCUUGGAGUGGUUCAGAAAGAAAUUCUCUUGCUGAUCAAGACGAGAAUUAUUCAAAGAAAGACCUGUGCAUCUCAGAUGUAAAAACUGUAAUCCAAACCUCUUCAGAUAAAGCAGAAGAGUUGUCCAAUUCUUCAGAAUUGGUAUCUAUUUUGAACAACAACUUGCUUGAAAAAGUUAAGGAUGCUGAUCUUGACAAAGAAGAUUCUUCAGUGAAACAACAGGAUUCAACGAGUUCUGCUGACAGCAAAAUAACUUUUACAAGUCAAGAAUCCCUUACAUCAUGGGCAGAAAACGAAGCCAGUCUGUUCUCUGGAAUGAGUGAAAAAUUAAAUUAUCUAAAUUCUUCCAAAGAGAAUCAAAUAGAAUUAAACAAAUCUGGUUUAUUAGUUGACAGCAUUGUAGAUUCAAACAAAGACUUGCAGCCAGUUUCUGUCAUGGAGCUAAAUUCUCAGGAAAAUUUACCGAUUAGCAUUGAGAAUAUAAAGAAAGAAAUUUGUGAAGAGGACAAUAGUGUUGAUACAUUUUGUAACGAUAAAACAACACACACAACAACAAGAGCAAACAGGGCAACUGUGCAGUGUGAGGAUGAUGAAGAUGAUGAUGAUGAUGAUGAUGAUGAUGAUGAUGACGAUGAUGAUGGUGAUGAUGAUGGUGAUGAUGAUGAUGAUGAUAUGAAGCAUAUGUAUCAAGUGAAAGUUGAAAUUCCUAUCGAGUUAAGUAGUUUCCAGCUGUCUAUGACAGCUUCUGAGAACCUUUCAACAGUCAGUGACCAGAAUUGUGAAGCUGUAGAUGACAUAAUGGCCCUUAAUAGAAACAAUCAAUUGAUUAGUUAUAAGACUGCUCCCUUCAGCUGCUCAUCUAAGAAAACAACCAAGAAGAACUUCCCUAACAUAGAUAAACAAGUCAGGGGUCUUAAAAGCAGUUUCCACCCUUUCAAGUGUGACUACUGCCCACGCACAUUUUCCACCAGCAGCAAUAUGAAAGAACACACAAGAAUUCACACAGGAGAGAAGCCAUUCAAAUGCGAAUAUUGUUAUCGUACGUUUGCCCAGUCUAGCACACGGGCGAAGCACUUAUAUACACACAUACGGGAUCAGAAGUUUGUCUGCACCUAUUGUUGUAAAACAUUCACUGAUGCUGCUGACCUAAAGGUUCACGUAAUGACACACAGCAAUGUCAGUGAUUCUACGGGACUUCUCUCUACCAAUUUUUCAGUCAAGACUACUGGCAGCAUGUCUACAGACGAGGUAGAUUGUCUUUCGGUUGAUCGUUCGUUACAAGAUAUAACGGACACAGACAUUCAGAAUGAUGAUGGUUACAAAGAAGCACAGUAUAAUAAAGAUCUUGAAAUUUCAAAUGUUGUUGAUGCUACUGAAACAGAGCCUGGUCAUGUUGAUUGGUACCGUAAGAGUCUGGAGAUUAAAGAUUUAGAUGAUUUGAGCAAACUUCAGUCAAAGAAAAAUUUGGAUAGUUUUCCCAUUGAACUUUGCACUAAAAUCAAAUUAGAAAAUGUUGGAGAAGAUGAACCUGUCGAGGACCAAAUGCAUGAAGAGGAAGCCUCAGUUGGUAUUAAUUCUGAGGUAAAUUUGACCUUUGAAUCCAAUAAGGACUUACUUAAAGUUUCUGCCAAAUCACUGAAGAAUUUUGGAAAUUCAAGAAGUGGCAAUGAUAAAAAAUACUCUUCUCGUUUUGAAAAAUCAGGACUAUCAUCUGAAUUCCCAGUCGAUGUAGAAUCAGGGUCUUAUUCAAAAUUAAACCAAAGUGUAGAAAAUUUGCCAAAAGUUGACAACUACGAAGGCUUUAGGUGUGUCUUUUGUAGUCGGACAUUUUCAUCAGCAAGUAACAUGAGGGAACAUGUCCGUACUCACACAGGCGAGAAACCAUUUGAAUGUAAAUUUUGUCAUCGCAGAUUUGCACAGUCCAGCACCCACUCAAGACACUUAAGAACCCACCUUCAUAUGAAAAAACACCAAUGCUCUGAGUGUGGAAAAUAUUUCCUACAAUUACAUAACCUCAAAAAACACAUUCAAGUUCACCAUAAAAAGAGUUCAACAGCUUUUAAUACAAUGCUUCCCAUAUUAUCCAAUAGAUUGGUAAGCAACACAGUAGACAAGACUAUACAAUGUCAGGAUGGUUUUAAUUCAACAAACAAGGAGCUGAAAGUCACCACUGAAAUUUUGUUGCCUUCUUGUGAUUUGACAUCUGACUUUAGUAGCAUUGACCAUCAGGCAGAACCGGGCUCUGUUGUAUUGAAUACUACUAUUGAAACCCCUAGUGGCUCCACUAAACCAUUUAAGUGUACCUUCUGUUAUGAAACAUUUUCAAAUGCUGUUGAUUUUAAUGAGCACACAUACCUACAUACGACCGAUGCUUCAUUUCAGGAUUCUUUGCAUUCUCAACAAAUAUUUCAAUGUUCAGAAUGUGACAGAACUUUCCAUAAUAGCAAAGAACUUGAAAACCAUUCUAAACGGCACACUUCCUUUUCUUCAUCCAUUUUAAUAUGCAACUCUUGCAAUCAAGAAUUUCCAAACUCUCUUCUAUUCCAACAGCAUAAAAUUCUUUGUUUAGCUCAGUCUGCUACUUUGAAAAUGCUUCAGUUUAGUCCCCAGAAAUCUGAAGAUCCUUCAAUGGAUGAGUCUCCCACCUUCAGCCCAUAUUCUAAUCAGCAAGUUGAGGAAAGGUCUUCAUUGAAUACAUAUCUGAACUAUGCGUUGCCACACAAAACCGUUAAUACAAACCCUGAGACUGAUGACUCAGCAGAAUUUUUCUCACUACUCAAAGAAGCUGAGUCGGAUAAAGCAAGAGAAGAUGUAGAAAUCAUAUCAAUAGCCAAUCCCAGUUCACGUUUCAGUAUACAAAAGAUAAAAUUCACCAAAGACAAUUCUUAUUUGGAAUCAUCAACUACUGAUGUGGCAUAUCCGAAAAAACCAUCCUUUCCUGAUCACCUGAAACUUUAUCACCAGCCAGUACAGUCAAAUGACAUGUUCAAUAAAGGAACUGGAUUGUCAAAUAAAAAUCGGUUAAAGACCCCCAGAAGUAAAUAUACUCAUAAAUGUCAGUUUUGUGCCAAACUCUUCAGCACGGCAAACAAUCUUCGAGAGCACGUGCGAACUCACACCGGUGAGAGACCGUUCAGUUGUCGAAUUUGUCAUCAAAGGUUUGCUCAAUCCAGCACACGUUCAAAACAUGAAAAAAGUGCUCAUCGUGAAACCAAAUUGUCGAAAUUUCAUCCAAACAGGUCUGUAAUCAACUCAGGUAACUCUGUAGCCCACCUGUCGAGAAGCUUGCAACUUAAUGAUCGCCUGAGACUGCGACGAAAUUGCCACAAAUGUGACUUUUGUUUCAAAGAAUUUUCAUCUUACAAGUCUUUGUGUUUCCACAAACAAAUUCACGUGAAGAAAUUUGCAGUGAGACGAACAACUGUGGAUUUUAAAGACAAAUUAAAUGUUUUUAAGACUGCCAUUGUUGAUACAGAUUUGAACCAGAAGCCCAUAAUGCCAAAGAUAAAUGACCCAAACAUUCUUGAAAGAAAACGUUCCUGUGCCAAAUUACCAAAUGAAAUUCCACAAGUAGAAGAGUGUUUAGAUAGAAUAUGUGAUAAAAGUCAGAAGUUAUAUUCACCGGGAAACACAAUUUCUGAAAACCAAGAAACAGGGUUACCCUCUUCAAUUGUUAAUUUACUGAAAUCGAAAGAAAGUUCUUCAGGAAACAACUAUAAUGAUGGUAGUAACCUUAGAAUAUCUGAUAUAAAAUCUAAAAGAAAUCUGUAUUUGAAAACUCGAAGACUACAUCCACGUACUCAUAAGUGUAACUACUGUAACAAAUUGUUUAGCACUCGAAACAACCUACAAGAGCAUGUACGUACACACACAGGUGAAAGGCCUUUUAAAUGUCUGGUUUGCCAUCGUAGGUUUGCCCAGUCGAGUACUUGUUCCAAACACAUGAAAACCACCCAUCGAUUUCACUCGAAACUUGCUUAUGAACGGUGCAAUAAGACCAGAUUAUUUGAACCACAUACGGAUUUCUCUGCUACUAACCAAUCUACAAAGCUUCCCAUGACUGCCAAUGAUAAUACAAAGCCACUGCUAAAGAAGAACCUUUACAAAUGUGAAUAUUGUUCCAGAAAUUUCUUUUCUUAUCAAUUUCUCUGUCUUCAUAGACUGACUCACACCAAGAAACCAUUCCAGAAACAAAUAUUUCAAAAAAUGUCACCUGAUAAUAUUGUUUUAUCAUCUAAAAAAUCUGAUGAAUUUUAUGAAGAACACAAUGUAAAUUAUAGAGGAGAACCCCCAGACAAAUUAGUUGGUAAUGGAUUAAUGUCUAGUAGUAUAGAUCCUUUAUAUCCUGAUCCUGACAAUAAUCACUUUAGCUACAGUUUGCAUAAAGGAUAUGAUAUAAUCCAAAAUGAAAAAAUUGAUAAUCCAUCAGAAUUAUCAAGGUAUAUGUCUUCUAACUCUGAAUCAGAUUUUAAUCAAGCUCAAACCAAAGACUUAAUUAUUAAUUCUCAUCAGAACCAAUUUGAAAACAGCAGGAAUAACUCUGGUGAGGAGAACUUACAGAAAAUACAAGGUCUAAAUUCACGCUUAAAAGAAAAGAAAGACAAAGUUUUACCGAAGAUUUAUUCCGAAAGUGAUUCUGUAAGAAACCAGGAAAUCGAUAACGAUGAGGGGAACAGUGAUAGCAUUUGUUGUGAUAGUGACUUGAAGUCUGAAGAGAAAUUGGAUGAGGUAGAAGAAUUACCAUUGAGUCGGCAGCACAAAAAUGGUAAGAGAGAGGAUGAAAAUUUUAGCAGGAAUGCAACAAGUAGUAACUUGAAGGUGUCGAAGGUUCAGCAGUGUGUUUAUUGUCAUAAAACUUUCAAGAAUGUGAGUAAUUUAAAGGAGCAUCACCGAAUUCAUACAGGGGAACGGCCUUUUCAGUGUUAUUUUUGUGCCAAAGUAUUUACCCAUUCCAGUACGUGUUCGAGACACAUGAAACUAAUGCAUUUUCGAAAAAACGCAUAUGAGAGCUCAGUACCCAGUAGUGAAAUUUCUGUUCCAAUACGUAACAAUAACUACGUACGAAGCAAAAUGAAUCCUAGAACCAAAAUUCUAAGACCAACUCAUCAUUGUUUAACCAAAUCCAUAAAUCUCAUGAGAGACGCUGAAAACUGUGUUUGUCCUAAUUGCAACAGAGUAUAUUCUGAUGUAGCUUCAUUUGCUUUACAUAAAUUGUCGUGCAAUAUUACUUUCAGUGGAAAAAACUUGUCCAAACCUUAUUCUCAGAACUUAACUGAUUCACUCAACCAAAUAUAUUUAGACAUGGAUCCAUCUCGUAAUCCUGGUUGCUUGCCUGAAAAGUCUUCCAGAAAUACCCAUCACUCAAGUCAUCGUGUUGUUUCUGACUCAAAUAAAUCUAAUGAAAGGUGUGGGAGUACAUUUAAUGCAAACCCUGAAGACAGUGAAGGGGCAGGAGACCCAUCAAGUCCAAGGGGUCACUUUGAUCAUUUAGAAGACUUCUCUGAUGAAAUUCAGAAACAGUCACUGCAAUUUAAAACUGAGUGUAUAAAAAAGGAAUAUCUUGAAGAAUUGGUUAGUUUCCAAUUGACUGAAGAAGACUGGGAUAUAGAUCAGCUGGAUUCAUCUUCUACAGAAGUUAUAAAGAAUACAGAGAGAGUUAAAAAGGACAUGUUCUCUGAAGCAAAUCAUCUGAAGAAGAGGACCUCUCCAGACAAUGUUGAACAACAAACACUUAGCAUUAUGGAGGCUAGCACCACUGAUGAUUGCAAAGUGAAAACUAAAGUGGAGGCAUCAGAUUCAGGUCAAUACGAAUAUUUGGAUGCCAGUUCGAAUUCAGUGGGCGAUUCUGAAGAAUGCUUGCAAGUUGAUUCAAGGCAGCCAUCAGGACUUAGCUUUGAUGAUGUUAUUGUUUUAUCAGAAGAUGAAUGUUCUGACAAAAGUGAAGACGGAGAGGAUCUGCCUUCAACUGAUAGCGUUCUGUUGAACUCUGAAAAUGCUGGUAAAGUUGUCAAAAUGUCUAAGGGUCAUCUAAAGAGAAAUUUCAUGAAGCCUGAGUCCCCUGAAAGCGAUGAGUAUGGUUUGAACUUAGGAUUAGAUGCUCUGGAAAGUGAAUCAGUUGGAUCUGAUGAGGUAAGGAUAAUUCCUACAAAGGUGAACGAAACCUUAUUCAGUAAACGUUUGCAGUCUCGAAAACGGUUUCCUGCUUCAAACCAGUCUGAUGAAACAAUGAAUAAAAAACCUUUAAAAUCCACCAAGAUCCAGGCAUCUUGUGAAUCUUUCAGAGUUUCUUCUUCCCUGCAAUCCAAACAACAUAUUUGUCCUUUCUGUCAGAAGUCUUACUCAAGUGCCAGUAAUAUGAAGGAACAUAUGAGAACUCACACAGGAGAAAGACCUUUUUCUUGCCAAAUUUGUCUUAAGACAUUUGCUCAGAAAAGCACUUUGUCAAAGCAUAUGAAAACUCAUAAGAAGGGUUCUCUUUCCACAGCUUUACAACAUAAUCCUGAGUAUUUAGAUUUCAGUUGUUCUCAGAACAAGGAAUCACUGAAAACCAUUACAUCUGAUGAGGUUGAUGGCAAUGUAGAUAUAUCUAAUGAAGAAGAAUUAUCUCCAAAGUCGCAUUUAUCCUCUAGUUUAUUUACAACACAAUAUUUCAGAACAGUUUCUUUAGACAUUAGUGAUACCUCUAGUAUUAAAGAUAGUAACACUGUUAGGCAGUUGCAGUCCCAUGGUUUAGAAAAUGCAUCACAAUCUGUAGAUCGUCUGCAGUCCAAUGAUAAUCUAACUGUGACUGAGGGUGGUGUGACUUCUGUAAUCACCAGCGGGAACCAACCUAGUACAAUAGCUAACUCUUCUAAUUUUGCACGCAACAAACAUUCUCCCAGUCCCACCAAACAAACACAUUCAUCUACCAAGAAUUCGACGAAAGCCGACUGUUUUACCAAGCCAUUUCAGUGUGAUAUCUGCUGUAAAACAUUCACUACAUCAGGAAAUCUGAAAGAGCACAGACGAAUUCAUACAGGAGAAAGACCAUUUGAGUGUCCAUUUUGUAGCAGAACUUUUGUGCAAGCAAGCACACGAUCACGACACGUUAAAAACCAUUUAAAACAUUCAGACAUUUCUCUGAUUAAUGCAUGAAACGUCAGCAAUAUAUUUUCAAUUGGAAGACAAUUAGUUAAAAAUCAAAUUAAAAAUAUUGGUCAAUUUCUACAAA
This is a messenger RNA of Octopus bimaculoides (California two-spot octopus), 11099 nucleotides long. RefSeq lists its product as uncharacterized. NCBI's taxonomy places the organism in Eukaryota, Metazoa, Mollusca, Cephalopoda, Octopoda, Octopodidae. Gene Ontology annotation, cellular component: nucleus. Gene Ontology annotation, molecular function: DNA-binding transcription factor activity, RNA polymerase II-specific; RNA polymerase II transcription regulatory region sequence-specific DNA binding. The record is from RefSeq and is a predicted model, not a curated record. Gene Ontology annotation, biological process: regulation of transcription by RNA polymerase II.